Messenger RNA from Metarhizium brunneum ARSEF 3297, 378 nucleotides. RefSeq lists its product as uncharacterized. Lineage: Eukaryota; Fungi; Ascomycota; Sordariomycetes; Hypocreales; Clavicipitaceae. The record is from RefSeq and is a predicted model, not a curated record.
AUGGGCAACAUCUGCGGCAAAGAAGAGCCAGACACCUCGCCGCCCGGCCGCGUCCUCGGCUCCGCGCCCGCAGCACAGCGAAAGUCGACGGUCCCCAGAAAAGUCGGCGGCCCCCCGCGAACACUCGGCACCGGCACCGGCACCGGCAUCGGCCCCGGCGAAGCGACCACUUCCCCCGGCGACGCGGGCGACGCGAGAAGGAAGGCCGCCGAAGCAGCAGAGGCCAGAGCAAAAGCAUCCAGCAAACCAGGCGGCAAGCUGCAGAGCCAACUAUCCGCGCAGAAGCGCCAGUCGCGAGCAGAUACCCUCAAGCAAGCCAGCGCGGAGGAGCAGCGGCGGCGGGAGAUUGCAAAUAACGAGGCCACAACGUAUAAUUAG